AUGCGCCUGAACAUCAAGAAGACUGAGUACCUUGAAUGUGGCCCCCAGACCAACAGUACCAUCACUAUCGACGGCGAGCCGCUGACUAAAGUUGCCCAAUUCAAGUACCUCGGGUCCCUUGUCGCCUCGGACUGCCAAACUCUACCAGACGCCAGACUCCGUGUCAACACAGCAUGGAGGAAGUGGCAUCAGGUGAGUGGAGUCUUAUUUGACAAGAGAAUGCCAAUCUAUCUUAAGGCGAAAGUCUAUAAGUCGAUUGUGCGCCCAGUGGCACUCUACGGGUCAGAGUGCUGGCCAGCGACGACCAAACACGAACAAGCUCUUCACAUCAUGGAGAUGAAGAUGCUGAGGUGGCCUCUGGGUCUCACACGACUUGACCGAGCGAGGAACGACGAUGUCAGGAAACAAUGGGGAGUGACACCAAUCACAGACAAGAUGCGAGAGGCAAGGCUCCGAUGGUACGGCCAUGUUGUCCGUAGCGAUAAAAAUUCCAUCGCAAAGACAGCCCAGCAAUUAGAUCUGGAUGGAAACAGGCCACAAGGAAGACCAAAAAAGCGCUGGAUGGACCGAAUCAAGGAUGAUAUGAAGGCGGUGAAUGUUACACCAGAAGACGCCCUUGAUAGGAAGAAGUGGAGGAAGGCAUGCAAGAUAGCGGACCCUGCGUCGCGGGAUAUAAACCGCUAG
Pelmatolapia mariae (spotted tilapia) is the source of this 684-nucleotide messenger RNA. RefSeq lists its product as uncharacterized. The coding region runs from base 1 to 684 and encodes 227 amino acids. Lineage: Eukaryota; Metazoa; Chordata; Actinopteri; Cichliformes; Cichlidae. The record is from RefSeq and is a predicted model, not a curated record. The transcript has a single exon.